AUAUCCUUCUUAGUUUCUAUGACCUCUAACAAAAAUACAAAAUUUGGAAAUAUUUACAUAAAAAUCCGUCUCAAUUUUAAAUUGUAAAGCUUCAAAUUAGCUGCUUUUUGUGGAUAAAUUCAUAAUUAAUGAAAUUCGUAAUGAAGCCACCAAGAGUGCUGUGUCUGCGAAAAGAGAGGUUAUGUUGACUGUUGUUUGUGUUUUGUGUUGUGAAAGAAAAACCGAAAUGUAGCAAAAAAAAUGUGGCAAAGAAGUAAUUAGCUUGUGCAAACACGAUGUGUAGCCCCAAACAACCCAAACUGCGCCUUUUACUAAAACUUGGAAUUUUGUGUAGCGCUUUAUUGGUUGUCUAUUUUACGUUUUUUAGUCACAAUUCCAGUGAUGCAACUAACGAUGUAACAUUUUUAUUACCACCCAAAAAGCCCAAAGAAUAUAAUGUUUGGCUAAUAUUUACUAAAGUCUCUCAAAGGUCCCCGUUACGAUAUAAAUUCCACAACUUGUUAGAGAAUAUUUUAAACAUCAGUUCUGUUCCUUUAAAAUUCCAUAUUAUUGUUGAUAAUAGCUCCAAGCAUUUAGCAGUAGGUGAAAUAUCAGAUGUUGUGUCUCAUUCGAAUAGAGCGAUAUUUUAUAAAUUUUAUGAUAUUGAAAUGUGUGCAAAAGCCAUUAGUGAUAUUGUUGACGUUAUGACCCCUCAUUUUAGUUCAAAACCGGGUACUUACUACAGUGACGCACUUUUUUAUAUUUCUUUGGGGCUGUAUCGAAUAGCCCCACCUUCGCAGCAGACUGCUCUUCUCCUAGACUGUGAUUUGUACUUUAAGAAGGAUAUUCGCUUAGUGUUUGAAGAGUUUGACAAAUUUAAGCCGAGUGCUCUGUACGGUUUGGCCCCCGAAUUGACUCCAGUCUACCGCCACGUCCUCCAGUCCUACAAAGUGAAAAAAAACUCAACAUUCGGCGAAUAUUACCAUUCCACGGCGAUAUCGCGCAAUAUGCAACAUCCUCGGGGCUUCCAAGGCUACAAUUCCGGCGUAGUUUUAAUUAAUUUAGAUGCAAUACGAAAAUCUAAGGAAUACUCCAAGAUAAUUCGAAACGAAACUGUGCAAUAUCUCACUUCCAAAUAUAAAUUUAGGGGUCAUUUGGGUGACCAGGAUUUUUACACUUUGAUGGGAUUUGAAUAUCCCGAUUUGAUUCAAACGAUUAAUUGCGGUUUUAAUCGCCAGUUGUGCGUCUGGUGGCGCGAGCACGGCUAUCGCGACGUUUUCGACUUUUAUUUCAAGUGUCAACACCCCACUGUCAUUUUACACGGAAAUUGCAACACGAAAAUCCCGAAAUAAGUUUUUGAAUCUCAUCUAGCGCCAAGAUUUAUAAAGUAAGAAGGAUGCCUGAUUUUUGUAGAUGUCCUGAUUUUUCUCGAUUUAAGGACCAACACACAAUUGUGCAAUUUUUUGAGAUUUUCAUUUGCUGUGAAAACAAAGUUUUUUUCAAGUUAAAGUCUUCUUUUUGUAGUCAAUUUUGAUUUUGAAUUGUCUGAAUUGUAUGUCAGAUUUCAGAUUUGUGUUGUUAUUAUUAUUGUGUUGCAUCUUGCACUAUUUACCACAUCUUCCUUUAUAGAUCUUGUAUGCUUCUAGCUGAUUUUUAGCUUAAUUACUCAAUAUCGCAAAAACUAUGCAUCGCAGAGUAUUAUUUUUGGCGAGAUUUUGGUCGAUUUUUGGCACCCGGAGCGGUCUAUUUAUAGUAACUCCGGACUUUUUGGUGAUAACCGCUUAUGAUAGGAAAGAAAAUUUAAUUUUCUAUCAUAUACAAAAAAGAUCAGUGUUCUGCGAUAAACAGUUAUCGAGAAAAUUUCGAUAAACUAACAAAGAAAAAAUGAAUAAAACUAUAAAUUAAA
Molecule: messenger RNA, 1885 nt
Organism: Tribolium madens (black flour beetle)
Lineage: Eukaryota; Metazoa; Arthropoda; Insecta; Coleoptera; Tenebrionidae
Product: xyloside xylosyltransferase 1
Exons: 3
Coding region: 276-1331 (351 amino acids)
Molecular function (GO): UDP-xylosyltransferase activity
Source: RefSeq, a predicted model, not a curated record